Molecule: messenger RNA, 1957 nt
Organism: Pseudogymnoascus destructans
Lineage: Eukaryota; Fungi; Ascomycota; Leotiomycetes; Thelebolales; Thelebolaceae
Gene: CPC2
Product: cross-pathway control WD-repeat protein cpc2
Exons: 4
Coding region: 70-1020 (316 amino acids)
Biological process (GO): positive regulation of protein phosphorylation; rescue of stalled cytosolic ribosome
Cellular component (GO): cytosol; nucleus
Molecular function (GO): protein kinase C binding; translation regulator activity; ribosome binding
Source: RefSeq, a predicted model, not a curated record
UCUGAGAUCGAAGGAUAUCUCUACGCUUUCACCACCUUCAACUCGAAAGAAACGUCAAUCCCGCCCAACAUGACGGAACAACUUAUCCUGAAGGGCACCCUUGAGGGCCACAGCGGCUGGGUCACCAGCUUGGCUACCUCAAUGGAGAACCCAAACAUGCUCCUGUCUGGUAGCAGAGAUAAGACUCUGAUCAUCUGGAACCUGACCCGCGAUGAGAGCUCUUACGGAUACCCAAAGCGCUCCCUCCACGGCCACUCCCACAUCAUCUCCGACUGCGUCAUCUCCUCAGACGGUGCCUACGCUCUCUCUGCCUCGUGGGACAAGACUCUCCGCCUCUGGGAGCUUUCCACCGGCACCACCACCCGUCGCUUCGUCGGACACACCAACGAUGUUCUCUCCGUCUCCUUCUCCGCCGACAACAGGCAGAUCGUUUCCGGCUCAAGAGAUCGCUCGAUCAAGCUCUGGAACACCCUUGGUGACUGCAAGUUCACAAUCACCGAGAAGGGCCACUCCGAGUGGGUUUCCUGUGUCCGCUUUAGCCCCAACCCCCAGAACCCGGUUAUCGUCUCCUCCGGAUGGGACAAGCUCGUCAAGGUUUGGGAGCUCUCUUCCUGCCGCCUCCAGACCGACCACAUUGGUCACACCGGCUACAUCAACACCGUCACCAUCUCCCCUGACGGAUCCCUGUGCGCCUCCGGUGGCAAGGACGGAACCACCAUGCUGUGGGACCUCAACGAGUCCAAGCACCUCUACUCCCUCAACGCCGGCGACGAGAUCCACGCGCUGGUCUUCUCCCCCAACAGGUACUGGCUGUGCGCCGCCACCUCGAGCAGCAUCAUCAUCUUCGACCUCGAGAAGAAGAGCAAGGUUGACGAGCUCAAGCCCGAGUUCGCCGCCGUCGGCAAGAAGAGCCGCGAGCCGGAGUGCGUCUCCCUGGCGUGGAGCGCUGAUGGGCAGACUCUGUUCGCGGGUUACACCGAUAACCACAUCCGCGCGUGGGGCGUCAUGUCGAGGGCUUAGAUUAUGGGGUUUGCUAAAUGGUUAAAUCUGCUGUCGGGCUGGGGAUAGGGAACUGCGGGCUUUUGCGAUAUCUGGCUCUUCCUCGGGGCGGGUUGUAUUUCACAGGACAUUUGCUUUAGGGCAGACGAUCGGUGGAAAAUAGGAACUUUUAAACGUAAAAAUCUAUCCUGCGAUCCUAGUUAUGAUGUGAUGUUUUUGUGAUUUUGAUGCAUUGCAUGUUUGGGUAUAAUAAAAGUUAUUUAUUCUUCGAAUAUACUCUGCACCGUGACAGAUAUCCAUAUACUUCCCAAUAUAAAUUUGGAUCAUACUCUCCAUGUCCACAAAUUUCCACAUACUCUCAAACUCCAUCCAUCCACCCGAACGCCAACCCUUACCCACCUACUUCUUCCCAAAAAACCCCGUAAUCUUCUGUUCCCCCUUCUCUCCCUUCUUCCCUUUCUUCGGCACUACAACGCCCCUGUCAUUCCUCGUCGAACUCCUCAACCCCCUCCCCUCACUCUUCAGCGGACUCGCCGACGUCCUUGCCACUUUAUUAACCGGCUCCGCUUUAUCAAGAUCAAGGUUAUCGUCAUGCUCGCGCUUGAUACCUUGUUUGCCCUUUUCUUCUUUUUUUGCUGGCGAGGAGGGGGGUUCUUGCUUUGGGGGUUCUGUUUUGUAUUCCUCCUGUUCGUCCACUUCUUCCCUUUUUGGUGGCUCCCAUUGGCGGGCGUGUUUCGAAUCUGGAUGGUGGGCUUCGAUUGAUUCCAUUUUGAUGUCUCCUUCGUUGUGUUCUUCUUUCUUGGUCGUUCGUUCGUGUUUUAUGUUGCGUUUGUUGUCUUGCUCUUCUUCUUUCUUGACUCCUUCAUCCUUGACCUCCUCUUUCUUCCCUACUCCAUCCUCAAAUUCCUCUUUCUUGCCCAGUUCAUCCUUAACCUCCUCCUUAUUCUCUCCUUCCCCC